Molecule: messenger RNA, 4672 nt
Organism: Morone saxatilis (striped sea-bass)
Lineage: Eukaryota; Metazoa; Chordata; Actinopteri; Moronidae
Gene: zc3h11a
Product: zinc finger CCCH-type containing 11A
Molecular function (GO): metal ion binding
Source: RefSeq, a predicted model, not a curated record
UUUAAAUCUGAAACUGUAGUGUCGUUCCAUCACUGCUGGGAAUCGCUCGUAGUUCGCUCCGGCUAGCUUUGGGCUACUUUUUAUUAAACCGUAAGUAUGUGAUUGUUUUCUUGACUGUCUUGGUUUGACCAUACAUAUUUCGAAGCAACACUAAAGGUGAUCUGUAACCUAUGUUUUUGCUAAGAAACGUCGGUUCUGUCUCAGAUGUAAUACCCAUAAUCUAAUUCAAGUUUAACGACUGUAGUGGUCGCGGCCCCAUUAGACGUGUUUGCCUUAACGUUAUUUGUAAUGCGAGUUGUGGAUCGUUACUUUAAUCCCGUUAUUUCCGUGUAAGUGCGUUUUCCUGUUCCUUAAAAUGGAAGCCAGGGUUGUUCUUCAUGUUGAUCAUCAGUGUCGAGCAAAAACCUCCAUGUCUAGAGUGAAUAAACAAUCCCGGUCUGGACUCCUGAAGGUAGCAAAUGUAGUUUGUUUUUUUUGUGGAUUAGAUACUUGAAAUAUUUAAAAAUGGGUUGAUAGUAUAGUGAUAGUGAGUCAGUCCACUGACAUGGGCCCCUGUUAUAACCAGAUUGUAGUUUGUCCCGGAGUCUUUACUGAGAGCAUAUUCGUCUCAUGAUGCUGUACUGUGGAAAUGUCCAACUGUCUCCUUUGUAUUUGUGCACUGCUGUCUGUCUCUUAAUAACCCAUUUUAAGUGCCCUGGGGAGUGUUUUUGAUUGAUUUGUAGGUUUAAAUCCAUCCUCUUGGCCCUUUUGUGGGAUUCCCUGGAUAUGGAUAGCUUGCCCCCCAAUGAGAAUACAUUGGCAGAAGAUUUUUUUUCCUGUUCAGCACUGGUAAUCAACAGCUGAUAUCUCUAAAGCUUGAAUAUCCUGCCCUUCUUUUUCCUACUGCCAUCACUCAAAUGUCACCAAGUGUGCAAAAUGCCUCCAAGGCCGAGAAGAAGCUGAGGAUUUUUUUCCACCCACCAUCCCACGUUUAUCCCCUUUUUUGCCAGUUUAAGCAUUUUUGGAUCUAUUUUUUUUUCUUUUCUGGCUCUUUAUGUCACCCUAUUUCUUUCUUUCAUUGGUCACACCGAUUAAUAAAAAAAAUCCCCAAAAGACUCUAUUGCACCCACCAUCAGUAAUGUUUAGCAGUCUGGCGGAGAUAAAGAUGUCUCAGAGUCUCAGAAAAGGGAUGUCGUAGGAAGACAAGUGUCUCUGGGCGACCCACCCCCCUUUUCCUCUUAUCUCAUGGAUCAAGUGUUCCUUCAGGACUCCAUACCACCACGGAGACACCCUACCAGCAGUGCACUCAAGAGGGAGACAACUUUUCAGCCACCUCAGGGAGAGUCCUGUUGGCCCUGAAGAGAACCACCUGCUGGGUUUAAAGGUCGUGACCUCAUCACCUCUGUCACUCAAGACGUGUGCCAGCAUUACUAUGACCAACCAUGGAGAUGACUGCUACUUCUUUUACUAUUCCACCUGCUCUAAAGGUGACAGCUGCCCCUUCAGACACUGUGAGGCAGCUAUGGGCAAUGAGACCGUCUGCAACCUCUGGCAGGAGGGACGCUGCUUCCGUACUGUCUGCAAGUUUCGCCACAUGGAGAUAACCAAAAACCGAAAGGAGAUACCUUGUUAUUGGGAGAACCAAGCAGCCGGCUGCCAGAAGCCACACUGUGCCUUCUUCCAUGACAAGCCCCGUUACAUUGAUGGCAUGUUUGUCCCAGCUGAUAAAAGUCUUACUAAGAACAAAGAACAGCUGCAAGAGGAACCGGCUCCCCCGCCACCUGCCCCUCUCCCCACUGCAGCCAAUCCCCAGCUCAGAGGUGUCAUCAAGACAGAAGCUCAGGAGCCAGUACCGAGCCCCACCCAUCCACCAGUGGUGAUUAAUCCAGCAGAUGAUGAUGAGGAUGAAGAUGAUCAGUUCUCAGAGGAGGGAGAGGAUGGCAAGGUUGGCCCUUCUCCUAGAAAACUAACCAGAUCAGAUGACUCGCUGAACUUUGGAGUAAGCACCCUGGAGGAGAUCCGGCUGAGGAAGGCCCUCAAAGCCAGCAUGAAGAGAGCUGGCUACCCCAUCCAGAGUGCUGAAACCUCGGCCAACAGAGAAAAGGAAAACAUCCACUCAUUUUUUAGACCAGCAAUCUACGAGACGAGAGAUGGCCAAAUUGUCCUUGAAGAAACCGUGCGACCAAGAGGCAGUGUGGCAGAAAGGCUUGGAAGGAAGGUGCCCAACACAGAUGUCCCACUGAAAAGGAGUCUGGCAGAGCGUCUGGGCAGAGUUGUGGAUGAGGAAGAGCCUUUAAUGCCCCCUCAGAAAGCUUUGAAGCCUAUUAAGGAAAGACUUGGAUUGUCUGCUGGGUCUGUUGCACCUGCUCAACCAGUAGCUGGGACCAACACAGAAUCAAAGAAAGCUCCUGAGCAGAUCCGCAUCAAAACCCUAGAGGAGAUCAAACAGGAGAAGGCAGCAAAGUCUCAGUCAGAAGACAGCCCUUCAGUCAUGGCUCCAGAAAUCAGCUCAACCAAAACUAUCACCACAAAGACCACCAAGGGUGUCAAGCGAGCCAUCACCGUCAAGGACGACUCCAUCAACCACAUCAGAACGUUCUCUGAGAUCCUUCAUGACAAGAAGAAAAGACAGGAGGAGCAGCAGCAAGAGCAGAACCCCAGCCCUAAGAAGGCCAAGCACACUGUGGAGAAAGCUCCAGGCAAAAACCAGGGAGAGUCUGACACAGCUGGACCUGCUAAUGACUCUGGCAAUGUGGGGCGCGUUCGAGUAAAGACCCUGGAGGAGAUCCGCAGGGAGAAGGCAGCAAGGAUUCAGGUUCAGCAGGCCUUGGAGGCUGAAAACAAGAAGAACUCUGAUACUGAGGAGACUGGUGCUAAGAAACCACGCCUACUGCGCAUCAAGAAACUGCCACCCCAGAGCAACAUCACAACAGAGAAGAGUGCUGUGACAGAGAAGCCACUGAAAACUCCUACAGCUGCUCCUGAGUGAGGCCCAAACUGAAUGUGAAGCCGUCUGUCAUGAAGCUUGCAGUGCAGGUGAAACCAGGCCAGAAGAGGAGGGGAGCAGAGCGGUCUGCUGUCGCUGCAGUUAAACCUCUGAACAGUGUGUCCGCGGUGCUGGACGAGCCACUGCAGGAGACAGCAUGCAGAGACAGACAGGUGUUCCCGUCCUCCAGUGCAGAGGCCCAGCUGAGCUCUACUGUUCCCUGUAGUCCCAGCACCCUUUUAGACUUGGGCUCCAGCUCCAGCCCACUGAGAGAGGACCUCCAGACUGUCCCCGUCUUCAAACAGAGUCUGGGCCACGAAACCAAGCCCACUGUCAGUGUGGCUGCUGCCAGAGAAGCCUGUACAGUCCCCCAGAGCCCAGUCCUGAAGACUCCCACUCAGCCCAAGUCACGUAGACAGAGCAUAGCCACGGCCCGCACCGCGUCCACCUCCAGUGCAACCGCCACCUCCGCUGUGGACGACUUCGACGACCUGAUCAACGAAUUCACUGAGGAACAUUUGGAGGGGGAAGACGUGGACCCUAGCAUCGGAGAGGAAGACCUUCUACAGGAGCUGUCGGAGAUGAUCGACAGCUGAGGGCUCCGUCAAGCACGGUCAACACCCUGCCCCAACUUCACACCCACCACCUUGUCCUGUGACUCGAUAUGUACAAGAAGUGAAGACCAUUACCCACUAUCUACCAUGGAGUGUUUUAAAAAGACAUUUAUUUUUCUUCAAACUUAUUUUAAGCUUUAGGUUCAUAUUUGUUAUUUACAUUUUAGACAUCUUCUCUCUUUUUUCAUUUCCUGCCCAUAUGAUCGACUGAUGGCCCAGCAGUUAUUUUUAUCAUGUUGAUUCAUGAUCAUUGUGACAUUGUCAUACCUUUCAGGUCCUGAAAAGAGAAAAUGAAAAAAGCUCUGGUGCUGGGAGACAUUAAGGACGUCCCCUGUUUGUCAGGAAUUCGUGGAAGAUGUUAAAUGUCGGAAAUGACGAAUGUGUCGUUUUAGAGAGAAGUCAUACGUGUAUACUGUGUAUGCAAAAGGGAAGAGCAAGCUGAAUAUAGAAUAAUGAAUACUGCUGCACUUACAGUAGCCUACCCCCCAACUACUUGUGUAUUUUAUACCUGUGAGUGGACAGGGCUGAGGUCGCCCAGCUAGUUCCAGAUUAUGACGUUCAAAUCUAUGAAUCUUACUUUAAUGAUGACCCUGUCAACAAAGCUCAGGUCAGACCCUGAGAGGACGUUUCCAAAAUUGAUGUUAGGAUUGUUUUAUCUAUCAGGUAUAUGUGGUUUCUAGAUUUUCCACUCAGAUCUUACAGAGUGCACCUUCUGCCUGUGACUGUCCUUCAGUGGUUUUUAUAAUGUUUGAUUGGAAUGUGUGUUUUUUUUUUUUUUUAACCAGUUCUUCUAUUCAGUGGGCAUACUUUAAACAACCAGUCUGGGAUAAGUGCUCUCAUGUGUUUGUUAAUGAACACCUCAGGGACUGUUUCUGAUGUUUCUAUGUUCUUUAUAUGACAAACACUGUAUCUGUCCAAAUAUGCUGUCUUUAGUUGUCUUUUUGUGUUAGCAUUGAUUUAUCAUCGUGCUCAGAGAAAAGAUCAACUUUUUUUUGGUCUGACCCUUUCCCACACAAUUACUGUUCAAAGUGACUUGUACAAAUUACUGUGUAAAUAAAAAAGGCUUUUACUGACCUGCAGGAUCAAUAAUUCA